Molecule: messenger RNA, 3286 nt
Organism: Cataglyphis hispanica
Lineage: Eukaryota; Metazoa; Arthropoda; Insecta; Hymenoptera; Formicidae
Gene: S6k
Product: ribosomal protein S6 kinase beta-1
Exons: 4
Coding region: 264-1694 (476 amino acids)
Biological process (GO): protein phosphorylation; signal transduction
Molecular function (GO): ATP binding; protein serine/threonine kinase activity
Source: RefSeq, a predicted model, not a curated record
UCUAUAUUGGAACGUCACGUCGAAUUUAAUAUCAACCUCAAAUACAGGUUACUUUCACGCGUGUAUUUGCAAUUACAUAUGUGAAUUUAGGGAUCUUGUUAAAACUUGGUCUUUCCACUUCCUGCGAUUGUGUAUUUGAAAAAUCUUGAUGAAUACAAGAGAUUUCUCGCACAUCAUAUUUUUAUAAUUCAAGUAAAACAUCUUGUCGAAUUAAACGUCUUCCCUAAAUUAUAAUUUUCUGAUGUGAGUUUGACAAACUGAGAAUGGCAGGAGUAUUUGACAUUGAAUUGCACGAGGGAGAUAUCACAAAUCAAGAUGAAUCAGAUGACGAUGUAAUCGAAAACAGAGAGGAGGAAUAUGAUCAUGCAGCGACUGUAAGCACUAUAUUAGAAUCUGAAAAUUUGGAGAGAGUUCAGUUGUCUGAACAGAAUGUAAAUCCUGGUCAAGAAAAAGCUGGUCCACAGGAUUUUGAAUUAUGCAAGAUCUUAGGAGAAGGUGGGUAUGGGAAGGUCUUUCAAGUUAGAAAAGUUACUGGAAAAGAUAAAGGCAGUAUCUUUGCUAUGAAAGUACUGCGUAAAGCAUCCAUUAUACGAAAUCAGAAAGAUACCGCUCAUACUAAAGCUGAGAGAAACAUCUUGGAAGCUGUAAAACAUCCAUUUAUUGUGAAUCUUAUGUACGCUUUUCAAACUGGUGGCAAAUUAUAUUUGAUCUUGGAAUAUCUAUGCGGUGGCGAACUUUUCACAUACCUUGAUCGAGAAGGUAUUUUUUUAGAGGACACAGCCUGCUUCUAUUUAUCUGAAAUUAUAUUGGCGCUGCAACAUCUUCACAAUCAAGGAAUUAUAUACAGAGAUUUGAAACCAGAGAACAUUUUAUUGGAUGCUGAAGGUCAUGUUAAGUUGACAGAUUUUGGUCUUUGCAAAGAACAUAUACAGGAAGGAACAGUGACGCACACAUUUUGUGGAACGAUAGAGUACAUGGCCCCAGAGAUUUUAACUCGGAGCGGUCAUGGUAAAGCAGUGGAUUGGUGGAGUUUAGGUGCUUUGAUGUUUGACAUGCUUACUGGAAUGCCGCCAUUCACUGGUGAUGAUAGAAGGAAAACUAUCGAAAAAAUUUUACGAGGAAAACUAAGUCUUCCACAGUAUCUAACACCGGAUGCCCGAGAUCUAAUACGAAAACUCUUGAAAAGACAAGUUGCUCAAAGAUUAGGCUCCGGUCUGGAAGAUGCCGAGCAAAUUAAGAACCAUAACUUUUUCAAGCAUAUCAAUUGGCAGGACGUAAUCGCGCGGAAAUUGGAUCCGCCGUUUAAACCGUCUUUGAAAAGCGCUGACGAUACGUCGCAAUUUGACGAGCAAUUCACAGCGACCGUGCCGGUUGAUUCACCAGUUGAGAGUACGCUAAGUGAAUCUGCAAACAUGAUAUUUCAGGGUUUCACGUACGUGGCACCGAGUGUCCUGGAAGAAAUGUAUGCGCAACCGAAAGUCGUAAACGCUAGAAGCCCGCGUAGGACACUGGUGAACAAUACUGGUUUUGGUGCAGCGGCUGGUUUACACAGUUUCUCUUCACCUAAAACGAUGGAUGUUCAUCUGCAUCCAUCGUUAGAUUUUCAACAGCAGCAUAGACAGCAUAUGAUAGGAUCCAAUAGCGUAGAGGACACUGAGAUGGUGGAUCUCGGCCAGCCACCGAAUCGUUUAUAGUGCUGCAAUGCAUUGUACACACAAUUUUCUGAUACGAACUAUGAACGAAAGAAAUAUAGUCCAUAAAGCUGUUGCAUCGUUUACGUUAGUGUGCCGAUAAACGACAAACAGCAUUACAUUUAGAGCACAAAUUCAAUAUAAAUAUAUAUAUAUAUAUAUAUAUAUAUAUAUAUAUAUAUAUAUAUAUAUAUGUAUGUAUAUAUAUAUAUAUAUAUAUAUAUAUAUAUAUAUAUAUAUAUUAUAUAUAGUAAAAAAUAAACAAUAAAUUUGGGCGGCCUCUUUGAUCUCGCGAUAUGUUUGCACAUACAACUUAGACUAUUUCGUAAUAGCCAAAUGUUCGUUUGCAAUGCAAGAAAGCGAAUAAUAUAUCUUUUUGUUAUGUAAAUAUAUGAACAAAUACAUUUGUUAGAAAACAAAUUUAUGACAUUAAUGAAAAAUUUAUGAGCGAAAUGCAGUUCAAAUCUAUAGAUUGUAUUAAUAGUAAUGCAAAUACCACAAUCAUAUCACUUAUAACAUAAUUGGUUAGCAAUAGAGUUUCAAAUAGUACAGAUUUAUAUGUAUAAAGAGACGAGUGCUUUAAAAAAAUAUUAGAAUAAAAAAAUAUUACAGAAAAAUUUUUUCCAACGAUUUUUUUUCUUUUUUGCAUUUCAAGAAUAUAUUAUAUGAUUGAAUCUAUUUUUAUUUUUAAAUUAAAUCAAUCUUCUAGUUUUUUAAUCCUUAAUGUUUUGCCACAUUUAACUAAACUUCUUUACUUCGAGUAAAACACUUGUACUUUGAAUGAAAAUAUAUUUUUUAAUCUUGAUCAAUUUCUUUUUUAUGCAAUAGAUACAAAACAUGUAUAAAAGAUAAAUUAUAUUUGUAAUCAACCCUCGUUAAAACAAUUCUACAUUCCGGUUAUUGUUUGAAUAUUACAUUCAUAUUUAUAUAACAUAAUUAUUGAGGGAUCUUACAUAGGAAAUGAGAUUCGCUACGUUUUGUCCUGUAAUUAUAUAUUUAAUUUAUUAUGUAAAGAGAAAUCUGUUUUAAUAAAAGUAGAAAAAAAAUUAUAUUGAAUGAAAAUUCUACAUUGUAUCAUAUAUGUAAGAGUAAAGUCGAUUUUUUAGUGAUUCUAACUAGAGCAACUUUGUAGGUUGCAUAUUAAAGAACAGCAUUUCUCUAAGAUUAAUCGUAAUUGUUAUAUCAUUUUCAACAGUAUAAAAAAGAUGAAAAUGUUUCAAUUAUAAUAUAAUAAAGGUAUUCUCUCGUUUUAUCUAGCUAUAUACACAUACCAAGUCUCAUUGUUAAACAUAAUGAAUUAAUUGUAUAUAUAGCUAUCAAUUCAAUAUUACUUUCUAAAAGUAAUAAUAUUGUAUCUCAUUGAAAAUGUAAUUUAUUUGCAAAAAAUAAUUAUGUGAUUUCGAAAUGCCCAAGUGUUCAAGGCCAGUGGCUAUUUUACACACGCGCACAUACAUGAUACACACACAUAUAUACACACAAUACAAUAGUAUAUUCAUAUAAAAACAUAUAUGCGAGACAGGAUUGUUAUUAAACUAAUUAAUUAUAAAAACUACAAAAAUAAAUUACAAAAUAAAUUACAAAAGUAAGAAAAAUUA